Molecule: messenger RNA, 3571 nt
Organism: Pteropus alecto (black flying fox)
Lineage: Eukaryota; Metazoa; Chordata; Mammalia; Chiroptera; Pteropodidae
Gene: USP51
Product: ubiquitin specific peptidase 51
Exons: 2
Coding region: 912-3083 (723 amino acids)
Biological process (GO): protein deubiquitination
Molecular function (GO): cysteine-type deubiquitinase activity; zinc ion binding
Source: RefSeq, a predicted model, not a curated record
GUGCCACUCAUCAUUGAAGGAGGGCAGAAUCCAGGGCUGGGGGCCGCGCAUCAAGAGGGGAGGGGCCAGGGGGCGGCCCCCUUGUGACCAGCCCUGAGGAGAGGUCAGGAGAGAAGGCUGGCUGAGAAGUGCCUGGACAGCAGCAGCUGCUGACGUUCUGAAUCACGCGCCUGGGGCCCAAGGUAACCCAGACCUUUAAACAAGCAGCGGGGCUGGGGGCGCUGAGGGGGCGGGAAGGGGCAGGGACUUUGGGGGUUGAGCCCUGAAGACUGGAGCGGCGAACGCGUGGAGGGCGUGAGGAGUCCGAAUUCUUGAAAGAAUCAUAGGGAAUGUGGGUGCUGAAGCAAGAAACGAGGUGUGAGAGGGAACACAAGCACGAAGGAGCAUGAGAGGGCGCAAGAGCGUGGCUGAGUGAAAGACUGCGCUUGGAGGUAGGGGCAAAAGGUGGAACACAGCCAGCCCCAGAAGCACAGGUAAGGUGGAAGGGGGACAUUUUGUUCCCCUGAGCCCAUUUUCUAUAGGUGACCCCCUUUCAGCCAUUUUUAAGGUAAAAUGUUCACCCAAGUGUGUUUUAGGAUAUAAGGAAUGAACGUCAGAGGAAGCUGUACCAAAGUGAGGCUGCGCAAGGCGCAGGAAAGGCAGUCAGAGGGUGGCGCCUUUUUUAAAGAAGAUUCCAUUUCUUUUCACCCUAAAGCUCAGACUGUACCCCCGCCCCCACCUUUUCCACUCUCCGUCUGCCUCUCUUCCACUCUGCACCACCCCCGUGCGCCCUGGGCACGGUCCGAUCGCCUUUAAGCCAGGUAACCGCCUCGGUCUCCACACCAGCUCCGGGAGCCUCUGAAUACAGGGGGUGGAGCUCGCAGCGGUCGCGGCUGAGCAUAAGGGCCGGUGGGAGGGUCCCGGGGGCGCUAAUGGCCCGCCGCGGCCAUGACACUGGCCGGAUUAUUCACAGCAGUCCCUCUCAUUUCAUCUACAGUCGCAGCUCGAUUCCAGACGCCUUUCUCCUCAGACCAGGCGGUGAGCUGAUGGCCCAAGUUCCAGAAGCUUCCUUACCCUCUGGCUCUUUGGUCUGCUGGAGCUCGGGAGGUGGGGGAGGAGCCUUGCCUGAGGAGGCGGCUGAGAAGGCGGGGGAAAUGGAGGUGGAGGCGGUGGGGACGAAAGUGUGUGUUGGCCUGGAACCUGAGGUGAAGCUGGAGCCAUUACAGGAUCGGAAUCCCGCGCCUGAGAACUUGACGUGGAGCGGCGGCAGCGGCGGCGACGAGAAGGUGCUCCCUUCAACCCCGCCUCGCUGGCCCAGCAGCUCCUCGCCCCUUUGCCCUCCCCGGCCCUCGGCCCCACCCUCGCCUCCAGCCCAUCCUCCCCCGCCGCUGCCCAGGCCCCGGCCCUGGCGCAGACCUCAGCGUAGAUCCCGGCCGGUGUCCAGGCCACGGACGCGGCAAAGCUGUUUUGGUGACUUAGGCGGCUCUGGGGAUCGAGGUGGCUUUGGGGACUGGCUGCUGGAGGUGGAGUUUGAUCAGGGUCCCACAGGCUGCUCUCAUGUGGAGAGCUUUAAAGUAGCCAAGAACUGGCAGAAGAACCUUCGCUUGAUCUACCAGCGUUUCGUUUGGAGUGGGACCCCGGAGACUAGGAAGCGUAAGGCAAAGUCGUGCAUCUGUCUUGUAUGUAGUACCUAUGUGAACAGACUCCACUCUUGUCUCUCCUGUGUCUUUUUUGGCUGCUUUACUGAGAAACAUAUUCAUAAACAUGCAGAAACAGAACAGCACAAUUUAGCUGUAGAUCUCUAUCAUGGGGUUAUAUAUUGCUUUAUGUGUAAGGAUUACGUAUAUGACAAAGACAUAGAACAGAUUGCCAAAGAAACAAAAGAGAAAAUGUUGAAAUUAUUAACUUCCACCUCAACAGAUGUUUCUCAACAACAGUGUAUGGCAUCAGGUAUUGAAAAGAAGCAAUCAACCUGUGAGUCAAAGGAACAGGAGCCAAAAUUGGUGAAACCCAAGAAAAAGAGGAGAAAAAAGUCAGUGUAUACUGUAGGCCUAAGAGGGCUAAUCAAUCUUGGGAAUACCUGCUUUAUGAAUUGUAUUGUCCAGGCACUUACCCAUAUUCCUCUACUGAAAGAUUUCUUUCUCUCUAACAAGCACAAAUGUAUAAUGACAAGCCCCAGCUUGUGUCUUGUCUGUGAAAUGUCUUCACUUUUUCAUGCUAUGUACUCUGGAAGCCGAACUCCUCACAUUCCCUAUAAGUUACUGCACCUGAUAUGGAUUCAUGCAGAACACUUAGCAGGGUACAGGCAGCAGGAUGCCCAUGAGUUCCUUAUUGCCAUAUUAGAUGUACUGCAUAGACACAGCAAAGAUGAUAGUGUUGGGCAGGAAGCCAGUAACCCCAACGGCUGUAACUGCAUUAUAGACCAAAUCUUUACAGGUGGCUUGCAGUCUGAUGUCACGUGUCAGGCUUGCCAUAGCGUGUCCACAACAAUAGACCCGUGUUGGGACAUCAGUUUGGAUUUGCCUGGCUCUUAUGCCACAUUCAGUUCUCAGAGUCCAGAGAGGCCUGACAGCACAGUGCAUAGGGAUGACUACAUGCCAGGAAUCCCCUCUCUCACAGACUGCCUCCAAUGGUUUACAAGGCCAGAGCACCUGGGAAGCAGUGCCAAAAUCAAAUGCAGUAGUUGCCAAAGCUACCAGGAAUCUACCAAACAGCUCACAAUGAAGAAGUUACCCAUUGUGGCCUGUUUUCAUCUAAAGCGGUUUGAACAUUUAGGCAAACAGAGACGAAAAAUUAAUACUUUUAUCUCCUUUCCUUUGGAGCUGGACAUGACUCCAUUUUUGGCCUCCACUAAAGAGAAUGGAAUGAAAGAUGACCAGCCACAAACUGAUUGUGCGCCCAAUGAGAAUAAGUAUUCCUUGUUUGCAGUGAUUAACCACCAUGGAACUUUGGAAAGUGGACACUACACCAGCUUUAUCCGACAACAAAAGGACCAGUGGUUCAACUGUGAUGAUGCCGUCAUCACCAAGGCUACCAUUGAGGACUUACUCUACAGUGAAGGGUAUUUACUGUUCUAUCACAAACAGGGUCUAGAGAAAGAGUAGUCUUACCAGACCAUGUACCAGAAAAAAAGUAAAAGGAAUGAAAAGGUAGAUCCUGAAGUGAUACACAAACCUACCUGGAAUGGACAAUGACAAUACCCAUACAACAAUGAGCACCUCUUGAAGUAUCACAAAAACCUCCUGGAAUUGACAAUGACAAUAGUACCUAUAUGAUAAUUAGCACUUUGAUAUAAAGAACAUAUUUUACCAUAACCUGUGGGGGAAAAAAAAAUACUAGUGACCAGCCUUAAGAAAUGGAAAGAGGGAGGUCAAAAAUGGUCACAUAAAACAUAAUUAAGUGAAAAGAAUGUCGUAGGUAGAGAGAGUGAGAAUAGAGAUAUUCUGGCACUAUAUGUCAUUUAUUUCUAUAAAAAUACUGUGGAAAGUCAGGUAGUAUUCUUUCAUCAGCAAAAAGCUUCACAAUUGGUGUUCUGGCUGUAGUUGACCGGUCACAUGGUGUGGAAAAACUAUUUUGAAAUAAAUUUUUAAAA